AUGGCAGACUAUGGUGCUGGUGGCGGUGCAGCAAUUUCUCUUUCACAAGCCUCUGCCGACGACUCGGAGCACAGCCCCAGGAGCCUCCCCACACUCACCGGAAGCGCGAGUGGAGGAGGAGGAUGUUCGUCGUCCAGGCACAAGAACAUGGUAUCACCGUCGGGUGAGAUUAUCAUCUCAAACUCAAAGAAACCGAGAGGGAGACCGCCGGGGUCCAAGAACAAGCCCAAAGCCCCGAUUGUCAUCACAAAGGACUCGGAGGCAGCGAUGAAGGCGGUGGCCCUCGAGAUCUCCGGCGGGUCCGAUGUGGUGGAGACGAUUGAACAGUACGCUCGAAGGCACCACGUCGGGAUCAGUGUGUUGAGCGGUUCAGGGACGGUGUUGAGCGUCACGUUAAGGCACCCAGCUGGGCCCCAUGCCCCGUCGCUGUCUCUUCAGGGGCCCUUCAACCUCCUCUCUCUCUCUGGUUCUUACAUAGACUCCUUCCCGACCAUCAUCACUUGCUCUUCUUCUCCUGCCGCCGGAAGUGCUGGUGGUGGUUCAGCGAAUGUACCGACGUCCGGGACUUGUUCACUGCUGGCUUGUGCAUCGUUCGGGAUAUGUCUUGCGGGGGCGCAAGGGCACGUGUUUGGAGGGAUUGUUGGGGGGAAGGUUGUGGCGGCGGGUACUGUGAUCGUUGUGGCCGCCACGUUUCAGAAUCCGACGCUUCAGAGGUUGCCUUUGCCUGUUGAAAGUGGCGACUGCGGUGGCGGUGAGUAUGAUCGAAGGUGA
Messenger RNA from Malus domestica (apple), 771 nucleotides. RefSeq names its product AT-hook motif nuclear-localized protein 28-like. Gene Ontology annotation, molecular function: minor groove of adenine-thymine-rich DNA binding; DNA-binding transcription factor activity. The record is from RefSeq and is a predicted model, not a curated record. Gene Ontology annotation, cellular component: nucleus. NCBI's taxonomy places the organism in Eukaryota, Viridiplantae, Streptophyta, Magnoliopsida, Rosales, Rosaceae.